GCAUCGGUCCUUCUUGAGUCAGUCAGUCAGUUAAUCGCCGUGGUUCGAUCCUGCCGGAGUGGUUCUUCUCUCUCUCUUAUUGGAGGAGAAGCUAAACAAAAUGAAGGAAUUCUAGUUGAAGCGUGGAGGAAACGGUGACAACGACGACGGGGUGUACAUUGUUUUAGUUUGCAUAGCCCAUCAUCUGGCAUAGUAGGCAGUUUCGCGAGGACAGGAGAGCGUCCGUGUUUUACCAAUCGAUUCGUUUUGCGGCCUACUUCGACCAGUUGAUGGUAGGUUUCGUACGUUUCGGUCGAACCCCGCGCGCGGUAACCGCGAGUCAGUGUACGUUGUUGAUUGGUCACUUUCGUCGGUCGGUUCCGGAGGGUCCUUGACUUGUUCGUGCUACGGGUUUUUUUUUCUUUCUGACGCAGUGAACAAGAUAACAAGAGGCAAAAGUGCGCUCCUGAUUUGCCAUUUUGAGAAGCGGAUCGGUUCGAGGGGGGGCAUCGGAUGUUAUUACAAAAAAUAAAAUAAAGAAAAUAAAAUAAAACGGCACUCGCACAUGUGAUGUAGAGAAAAUUGAAAAUGCAUUCUAGGCCGGAGCUGGGGUCCCGUUGGGGAAACCGAUGAAGAGAGCGGCAAUAUGAUGAGCACGCUUGUACGACAACGACGGUGGUGGUGUGUAUGGAAGUUUGUGUCAUUUUGUGAAUGAAAAUCGAUAUCACUGCCAGCGGGCGCAUAGACGAACGGACAAAGCAGACAGACCAGACCGCCAGACGGAACGAACGAACGACGGACAGGGCCUCCGAUUUCUCCGGGGCACAAAAAAGCCUCCCAUUCUGCCAUGGAUGUGCUGGAUGUUGCGGUUGUCCGACAGCCAAUGCCCGAUGCAAAUAGUAAUAAUUGAAGCCUGCUGCGAUGGAUUUCAAGUGACGGCCUAGAUUAGGGGCAAAAUAGAGCAAUAGAAAAGAGAGAAAAAAGUAAAAACAGUAAACAGUGAAAAAAAAGUUUUGCAUCCACCAGACCGCGGAACUCGACGCCUCGCCUGGCCUCGCCGAUGGCGAUGGAAAAUACUGGUUGCUGGGUCGCUUAAAUAUUUUGGUAAAUCGGUGUAAGUUUUUUUUUGUUUUAGUUUUCGUUUUAUCGUUGGCGUUGGUUUUUUCUGCAUCAUCGAUGGCGCAACGAUUUCGUUUUGCGCUUUCCGGAGAUUCAUUGUGGCAUUGCCUGCCCCCGUUCCCGCUAACAACAGUACCCGAAUAACCGGUGGAACGCGCGUAAGCGGAAAAGUACUCUGUGCCAAUACCUCUGUACUGUAACAAGCGCGUUUCCGCUCUGAACUUGUGCGGCACAUUUUCCAUCGGAUCAGCAUUCAAUCAAAGGAAGUGGAAUUGUUAUUGUUGCUGUUGAUGCAUAGCUGGAAUUGGUUUCAUUCGAGAGAGCGAAAAAAAGUGCGUGUUUUUUUUUGGGUGAAAUAAUACGAAGAAGAAGCAGAAGAAGAAGAAACCACACGGAAUGGCACCGGAAACUGGUCGUCGGCUCGCGAUGAUUUUUCGGCAUGAAGAAAAAAUCGAGCCGGAAGCGUACCGUGAAAUCCGGCCACCGGAAAGCAGCGGCCAUCGACAGUCGUCUAGGCCGCCACCACCACCACCGCCACAGCCGCCGCCAUCGUAUGAUCAAGUAUUGAACCGGUCACGACGGGAUGGAACUGGUCACGACGACGGUCACCCUGGCACUGAUGUUGACCUUGGUGGCGCUGAUGUUGCUACUGCCGUACCACGGAGUGGCCGCCGCCCUCACCUCGGAUUUGUCCACCUCCGUCAACGGGCUGAACGUGCUGUACCGGUUCGGAGCGCUGACCAGUCGGCGUCUUCUGCUGGCCCUGCCAUCAACGGUGCUAACGCUCGGGAUCAGCUGGAUGCUGGUGCCACUGCCAGUGGCCCAGGCCGGUUACCACGAAAAGCGUCUGCUGCACAAUUUGCUGGAUAACUACAAUGUACUGGAGCGGCCAGUGGUCAACGAGUCCGACCCGUUGCAGCUUAGCUUCGGUUUAACGCUGAUGCAGAUUAUCGACGUGGACGAGAAGAAUCAACUGCUGAUCACCAACAUUUGGCUGAAAUUGGAAUGGAACGACAUGAACGUCCGGUGGAACUCGACCGAGUACGGAGGUGUGCGGGAUUUGCGGAUACCGCCGCACCGGCUGUGGAAGCCGGAUGUUCUGAUGUACAACAGUGCCGACGAAGGUUUCGACGGAACGUACCCGACGAAUGUGGUGGUCCGGAACAACGGUUCCUGUCUGUACGUGCCGCCCGGUAUCUUCAAAUCGACCUGCAAGAUUGACAUCACCUGGUUCCCGUUCGAUGACCAGCGGUGCGAGAUGAAGUUCGGUUCCUGGACCUACGAUGGCUUUCAGCUGGACUUGCAACUUCAGGACGAGUCCGGCGGCGAUAUCAGCAGUUUCAUAACGAACGGCGAAUGGGAGCUUUUGGGCGUCCCCGGUAAGCGAAACGAAAUCUACUACAACUGCUGCCCCGAGCCGUACAUCGACAUCACGUUUGCGAUCCUGAUCCGGCGGAAGACACUGUACUACUUCUUCAAUCUGAUCGUACCGUGCGUGCUGAUUGCGUCGAUGGCCCUCCUCGGUUUCACACUGCCACCGGACUCCGGCGAGAAGCUGUCGCUCGGAGUCACCAUUCUGCUGUCACUCACUGUCUUCCUUAACAUGGUGGCGGAAACCAUGCCGGCCACUUCGGAUGCUGUGCCUCUGCUAGGAACCUAUUUCAAUUGCAUCAUGUUCAUGGUGGCUUCGUCGGUGGUGUCAACAAUUCUCAUCCUAAACUACCACCACCGGAACGCGGAAACGCACGAAAUGUCGGAUUGGAUUCGUGUGGUGUUUCUAUCCUGGCUGCCGUGCAUUCUCCGGAUGACACGACCGGGAGAACCAUUUCCGCAUCCUUGCCGCCAGUCGGAGGACGAGAAGAACAAACAACUGCAGGAGGUGGAAAUGCGUGAAAGAUCCUCCAAAUCACUACUCGCGAACGUACUGGACAUUGACGACGAUUACCGGUGCAAUCACCGGUGCAGCACACUGCCCCACAAUCCGACCUACUACCGGACAAUGUACCGCCAGGGGGACGACGGGAGUGUCGGCGUGUUGACGGGUGCCGGCGGUGGAACGGACACACUCGGCCGCAGCGGAGGCCUCGGCACGAUCAGUGCCACCGGGGGUGGCCGUUUGCACGAAACCGUCUCCUCGCACACCUGCCUCAGCUCCUCGGCCGAGUACGAGCUGGCACUGAUACUGAAGGAGUUACGGUACAUCACCGAACAGCUCCGCAAGGAGGACGAAAAUGGCGAGGUGACACGGGACUGGAAGUUUGCCGCCAUGGUGGUCGACCGUUUGUGCCUUAUCAUCUUCACCCUGUUCACGCUCAUCGCGACGCUGGCUGUACUCUUUUCGGCGCCUCAUUUUAUCUUCUCAUAACAACCAUCAUCACCAACAACCGCAGCCACAGCAGCACCAGUUACGACAGCAGCAACUUCUUUUCCGACGACGACAACGACGACGAGCCCGACAACAACCAAUCCAGCGUACGCCAGCGGCAAUGACAACGCCGAUAUUGACAUCGUUAAAAUUCUGCACUCCGGCGAUGGUCCUUCUCCGGUGGGUGAUCCGACCUCGUGGAUUCUGCUCGGAGGAACGCUGGCCCUGGUGGUCCUGGUGGUAACCUUGGCUUCCGUUGCCCUUCUGCUGACGGUUCUGGUGCUGCUGGGCAAUGGGACACUCACACAACUGUUUGCGGUGACUGAUUAUACGUUAAGAAAAUAUGUUCAUAUUUUCGUGAAAAGUUUUAAAUUGAUGAACGACGCGUAAAUGCGGAACAACUUCGAAACCGAGAGGGCAACACGAAAUCGAUGCCCAAAAACCGUAUGUAGACACAUCACAGCAGGCCACGUUUUAUAUCGAACAGAAUAGUUUCCUCGGUAACGUCAGUAGUUUUCUCUACAUUUUAAAAUUAUUCCGUUCUCGUAAAUGGUUUCGACAAAAAAAAAGAACGUGCGCCAAAUAGGACAAAAACGUCAUCGACUGGUUAUCUGUUUUUUCGGAUAAGUUGACUUCAAACUAGAAUAAAUGCGACACGAGCACGAAGAACGUAAAAUCAUAGCAAGUUACUUGAUUCAAUCCGGUUUCUAUAUUUACAUCAAAACUAACAUUGAAUGUACAUAACUGAUCGAUUUUAUUAGGACAUCCGCAGGGGGGACUGUGGAGAUUUGACCGCUCAAAUCUCUCUGCCGAACCAUGCAGAACUAGGUUAAUUCUUCCGGUGGAAUGUAAAUAAUUUUAACAGUGCAUUCACCAUUUUCAAACUUCAUAUUUAUAGCUACGUUACGUUUUUUGACACUAGAAAAGUUUCGACCCUCUCCCCUUCCCCCUUACGAGCAGCAGCAGUGGCCGGCCAGCGGCUGCUGGUUGCUCUGCACACUAUUCUAAAAACUCAACAAACGUCCGGAAAUGCUCGAAUCUGCUUCUGGAAAGCAGUGAACAGCGUGGAAGGACAAACAAGAAGAAAAAAAAUAACAAGAGUCGCAUCAAACUUAUUGAAGACAUUAGUUAAUAAUGACUAAACUAAUUAGUGAAGUUUUAUAUCUAAGUGAUCUUUUUAUACGAACAAACAAAAUAUGACAAGUUAAUCAAACUGUUGGACGAGAUUAACGAGGAUGAAAGAACAAAAAAAAUUAUACAUAUAUAUAAAGCUAAUAUGUAGGUUGUUGAAUAUUAUGCCAUAAGAUAAGAAUAUAGUUUAGUUAUGUUACGCUAAAACUUCACGUUGAAUAGGAAGAAACUAAGAACGCUAAAAACCGGACGGACGGUUGCAAAAUCGGUUCCAUGAUUGGCUGCUUGCAAACGAACAUCAAAUCAAAUCUCAAUCAAAACUGAAACACGAUAUUGCUGAAUAAAACGAUGGAACUGAGAUGGGGUUAGCUCGAUUCGAAGAAAAAAUAAUUUUGUAUUUGGCAAGAAAUCUGCAGCUACAAGUCAUGAUUAGUAGAGGGACAAAAAGCAAUUGUUUUAUUUAUUAAUUUAUUGAAUUUAGGUUCCGAUCCUGCAGUCCUUUUCCAAGUUGAGCAUAAUUCAUGUGAUAACACAUUUGCUGGACAUAAAGACCGUAGAGGGUUUAUGUUCUUGUGAGAAUCAGGCAAUUUAGGCUGACGAAACCUAGAAUCUAUCGUGAAAACCGUGAAUCAAAAUUGUGUGAGAUAGCUGACAUUUUCAAGAUAUCAUACGACAUGAACAUCACGGUGGAUCAAAAACGACAAUGACAACCAUAGCGAAAUUGCGUGAAUUGGGCUUUGAAUUACUAUCGCAUCCACCAUAUUUCCUGGAUAUGGCCCCCAGCGACUAUUACCUGUUUGUAGGCCUUCAAAAAGACACCAAGAAAGGAGAUUCUACUCGAACGAUGAAGUCAAUGCUAAAACAAGCGCUUUUUUGAGGCAAAAGAUAAAUCGUUCUAUAAGGAAAGUGAUGAAAAGUGGUUCAAGCACUGAACUGAUUGUGUUGCUCUUGACGGGAGACUUUGGCCCUUAUUACCGUUCUCACUUUUACUUUCACUGUCACUUCACUUGAUUCUAUCUAUUACCAGUAUCUCGCACAUUGAAGUCAGUACUAGUGAAAAAAAAAAUCAUUUGCUCAAUUUGUUUCUGUCUCAUGAGUUUUUUUUAGUUAGUCAUAACUAAUCACCUUUAAUUAUAUUUACAAAUAUUCUUCGAUUGGUACCAGGAAGUUUGGAACUCUCCUAACAACUCGAAUGGUUUUUACCGUAAAAAUACAUCAAAAUAUGUAGAAGCUCCAGAGCUCAAACACCACAUCCCAGUUCCAAUGUUUGAAAGAUAUCCGCCACAGAUGAUCAAAAGCGGAAGGCAACGGGAACGGAAACAGUCUUGAGCCUUCGAAGAAAAACCGGAACCGGACGGCCCGGGGAUUAAUAUUGUUAAAAGCAAAUCAAAAUCAAAAAAAUAAGCACUACUCCAAACUUCGCAAAAAUUCCCCAUAAUCAACACGAAACCAACCGAAAGUACGUUACGGCCGAGCUCCAAAAAAAAAAACCAAAGAAAACAAAGCAAGUCAUGUUGAAAAAAGUUGAAAGCAAACCAGGUUCCUUAGAUAAACCAAACGAAUGAAGUGAAUUGAAACGGUUGAAAAAUAGUCAAACGAUUUAUUCUCCAAAGUGUCCAACGUUUCGACCGUCUUUGAGAAUCUUUGACUAACGGAACUAGACGCACAGUUUUUCAACAUGAUCGAACAUUUUUUCUUGUAUUUUUUUUUAUUUUCUGAUAAUGUCUAAUAAGCCGUUUCUUUCUAUUUGGAAACAGAAUUUAGGAUAACUUGGCGCACGCAGAGUCAGCUAUAAUAGAAGUCCGAAAAGAAAUGUUUUUUUUUCAACUAGUGCUAAAAUAAUACUCAAAUGGGAGGGUACUUACUUUUUGGCAUAACACCAUUUGGCAUGAUGGUUAUUGGGUAUAAAAUUCACUUACACUUUAUUGCUGCGAUGGUCGUUUGGCAUAACGACAUUUAGCUAAAACCAUUUGGUAUCACACUUAAGUCUCUUUUUAUACAAUUUUCACGCGACAUUUUAUGCGAAUUUUCAAAAUUAUCGUUGUUUUAGAAACUAUUAAUUUGAAAAUUAAAACUGGCACAACAAUUGUGUCCUGCUUUUUCGGAUAUUAGAACGAAACUCUAAUUUUUAAUCGUGUCUGAUUCUUUAUAAUAUAUUACAAAUGGGUGAAUUAUUGCUUAAUCAUUGCUCCAAUGAUGACUUUAAACAACAUUUUGAAGAACGAAUGAAUGAUUCUCGGAAAAAUCACAAACUAAAACUACUUCUCUUUCAGUCAAUGAAGAUUUUGUGUCUCUCAAAAAUUGAGAUUGUUUUGAUUUAUAUAGUCAUGAGUUGCAAAUUUUUCUAGUUUUUCUGUUAAAUAUGCUACAAAAUCAUCAGCUGGUUUUGUUGCGAUUUCUAGAUUGCAUCUUUCAGUAGUUAGCCAUUGUUCAAAAGAGAUCGUAUUUAGAAAUCUUCUGCUCAAGUUCCUCUAACAUGCUAUCCUCAAGAAUUUAAGAAGUGGGGCAUUUCUUGCAUUCGCGGAGAUAACAAUCCACCGGGUUCUUACCGGUGAAUUACACAGUAAUUUUCCCAAAGGCGCUUUACAAUCAAUUUGAAAGGAAUAUUUUUCUGAGGCUGUGAAGCUUUAAGGGCUGAGGCCAGUGUGUUUUAGGGUGAUUUGGAGGGCUAUUUUCAUGCUUCAAAUCUGAUUUUCUCAGAAACGGUGACGAAUGCCAAAAAAAACAACUGACAAUCUCUUAGAAAAUUAGUUUAGAUUAUUCUGUGAAAAUUUCAGAAUGAUUCAUUCACUUCAGCGGUCGGGAAAGUCUUUUUUCUGAAGGAAGAAUUGUAUAGCUGAAAACGCCGUCUUUCAACUUGUUCAUUAAAUAUCUCGCCUUCAAAAGCAUGCAUCAACAAUCUAUCCCAACAUUGUCUAGAUAAUUUAAUUUAGAUGCGAUAAGUGCAUAAAAACAUGUGUUUUGUCGCGUUAAAUAUGAAGUGAAUGUUAUUUUUGUGAAGGUAAGUCGAUUUCUAUGGCGGCGCCAUUGUUUUCUGCUCCAGUUCCCUGGUAACGUUACGGAACAUGAGACAGAAAUGAAAUCCGGGUGGCCAAGAAAGUUUUGAUAUUUUCGGUUACAAGUUUGACUACAUCACAUAAAAUCCAAUAAAGCUACCGCUUGUUUGGCAGCCCUUUUGAGCCGAUUUUAUUUCGCCAUAGAAAUCGACUUACCUCAACAAAAAUAACAUUCACUUCACUGAAGAACUGCAGUACUUCACGUUUUACAUCGGAAUCCAAUAGACAGUCACAUUUUUUGUUAGUUCCUUGCUCUUUAACCAAUUCUUUUAUUGGUGAAACCGUGUGUUUAUUCACAUUAAAUUCUUCCGUCGUCAUUAGAACAGACCAUGAGUUGGGUAAAAUUGAGAAUAUCCGUACUUUAUCAUCUCUUGAGCAAUCUGAAUUGUUAAAUUUCGUCUUUAAUUUAUCAAUGAUUUCGUCGAAUGCUGCAGCCUUUGCUUUAACUGUCUGAAAUUCUUCAGAUACAUUUUGUGGUGGAUGGUCGAAUAGCCUUCAACGAUUUUGGAAUACAUUUCUUGACGAUAGUUGUCAAAUCUGAGGUUUCUAACUGCUAUAGGAGAUACAUUAAUUCCAGAAAUAUCUCACUGUGUUGGGAGGAUACUGAGAUGAGUAAAGCUGCUGAUGGUAUUUCUUCUAAAUCACAUCUCGAUACAACAGCAAAGCCUUGGUAUUACAUUCCUGUAGUGGAAUUUGACCAUCUGUUUCAACAGACUUCCCAGCCGAUUCAGAAUGUACAGAACCAUUGCAUGGCUGGUGCUACGAUCCUACUGACACUGCAAAUCCUUCCAGGUCGAGGCUCGAACAUACGACAACUGGUUUGUUAGACCAGUGCCCUAUGCAUAUCUCGAUACAGCUAGCGGUAUUUCUUCUAAAUUAUUUCCCGAUGUUGCUGGUGAAGCUGUCGUAUAAUCUGGCAUCUGGUUGUAGCUGGAAGCUAGUUGCUGUGCACUUUCAACAGUAGGUACUUUUUCAAUAUGACGAUUACUCCCUGGUUGCUCAUGUGAUUUUUAUAAGCCAGCGAUUUUUCUUCGAUUUUAUUUUCAAAAUAUUUCGAAAAUAGCUGCUCGCAUCGUCUUGAAGAAUAAUUUAUUCAAAAUUUUAUGAGGAUUGCAAAAAUAAUAGAUUUGGCGAUGGAGAACCCUGACUAAUUUAAAAAAUAGGCGUAUUCUCGAUAAAUAUCAAUUUUCUCGAUCUAGUUUCUUAUAUAUCUCGAAAAUGACUGCAUUUAGGAAGUAGUUUCCUAUGAGCUUUUCCAUUGAACGUAGCUUGGAGAAAAAUGUUUCAUUUCUCGUGUAUAUUUAUUCCUAUAAAAACAUCGUUUUUCGAAAAUUGUUUAAAUGUUUUUCCUCAGGAAACUUUUUUAUUUAUCCUCUCACCAACUUUCUAACACAAUCAUUCGUUUCCUUGUAAUUCAACGUUGUAUACCGUCACUUAAAGCAGCGAAACAAAACACGUAAAAGUAUUUCUAAACUAGUCUCAAAACAACUUCAAUCGGUAGUCAUUAUCAGUUGACAGCCAAACAAACCGAUUUCGGCUAUGCUAGCUCCUGGCUUCCGAUUCCGGGAAUUCACUUUGGUUUCUUUCAGGGAAUUCAUUUUGGUUUCUUUCAAGAAUCAAAAUUUAAUUCAAUAUGAGAAAGGCAUCAUCACAUCACUAGGUGAAAGGUUAAAGCAGGUUUUUUUUGUCUAGAAAUUCGUACUUCCUGGGCAAUGAAUAUCUAGGGAAAAAGCUUCGUUCUGGAGAAUUUAGACACUCUCAGUCUUCGAGAAAACAUGCACCGCAUUGGACUUGUGUUCAAUUUUACGUGCGCAAUAUCAUUGUAAACUUGUACUCGGACUUGUACUCUAGUUUGCUACAAACCUGAACAUCGUGCACACGAGUUGUACACAAGUGCGUUAGCUUAAGUUUGAACAUAUGUUUAAACUUGGAGUUUGCGCAAGAAGCACUACUCUAGAACGUUCAACGAUUCGUAUGAAAACUUAUUUGAUCUAUUGCUGAUUGAAGGUUUAGGUGUGUAUUGCUUUUCACCUAUGCUCAUUAUAUUUUUAAUUUUGUUUUCUGAAAAUUAUGUAGCAAUACUAAAUGGUUGUUCUAUUACAUCCGAGCGACGGUUUCGAAUUAGCAGGCUAAACCUUUGUAAGCAUUUUGAUAGGUUCUACUAACGAAAUUUGCUACUCGAAAACUAGAAGAAAUUUAUGAUAAUUGAUAAUUGAACCUGACUUAAAUUACCUAUUACUCAUAUUCUCACAUAUAUUAAAUUAUCCAUAACACAUUUUCCGACCAUGAUUGAUUUUCAUGGGAGAAGAUUUAUUGCUCACGAUUUGAAUGCCUUUGAUCAUGAAAUGGGUUGAUACAACAAUCCCGGUUUACUGUAAUUCCGGAUCAGCAACUUUGCAUGCGGCCAAGCCGUCAGGUUAAUUAAAAUAAAUUCAAAACGUCAUUUAGAGCGAAGGUGAAGAAAACGUCAAAACUGUUCCAAUUUACAUGCCAUGUUAGUUACUGACUUCUGCCUUAGUUCCGAAAAUACCGGAAAUAGUGGUCGAAAUGUCCAAAAAAAAAGAACUCACAUCCCGGGCCAGGCGAAGUAGGCGGUCGCCUAGGCACCAAGAACGAAUGUGUGCCCAGAAUCAGAAGUUUGCAAAACAUAUUUUCCCUUUCCUUGAAACGCGUGGAAGGUAGAAGGUUAAAGAGUGAAACCAUAAAGGAUAAUUUAUAUGAUUUAUGACCCUUUGCGGGACGAUCAAUUUGGUAUAGAUUGUGAAUGAUUCACAACAAGAUUUGCCUACAGUAAAAAUGAACUCGAACUUUCUCCAGAUCCGACUGUCGGUUCUGGAAUUGCUGGGUGAUGAGUCUUCCAUAUUUCACACUGUCUUCAAGAGCGACGAUGUAAGUAAGGUAGAAAAAAUCUAGAUUGGGCUCAAAACUGUUCUAAUUUGUAGGACAUUUUAGUAGCUGGCCGUACGAACCAACUUCUACUAUUUCGGUAACUGGAUUCCGGUUUCGAAUCCUAACCCUAAUCUAAGAACUCUUCAAAGCUGAUGUCUAAAUUAUUCUAAUUUUUAGGUCUUGUAUUGGGCUCCCCGAACAAUUUUGUUUUGUCUCAAAAACCAAGGAAAAGUGUUUUGAAGAGCCUCAUAGUAAUACAUGUGAUAAUAUGAGUAAUAUGAAUAAGGCAUCUUAACACCGCGACGCGAACUGAAACAGAGUUUGUUUUAUAGGCUUACGUUGCAUCAUUAUGUGGCUAAUAUGUUAUGAAAUUAUAGUUGAAUUAACUUUGCAAAGAGCGAAGCUCAAAUCGCAGUUUAAAUCACGAUGUUUGCACUUGUACACUGUGCUUGUGUGCAAAUUUGAGUACGGUUUACCGUGUGCAUGCUUAAACAUGGGAGGCGGUGUUCAAGAUCACUUUUUAUUGCCAAACUUUCUCAUUGAACAUUGAACAAAGUAUGAGAAUUUAAACUUGAUAUUACGCUUUCGUUUUGUUGAAGUCCCCGCCCCAGCCCCCACUCUCAAACGGACAUCGUUCGUCCGGAAUUCCAUUUUCAAGAUGAUAAGGAUAGAUGGCGUCUACUAGACCGUUAUCAGAAAAUAAAAACAGAGCGUAAUUUUUGCCAAACGAUCGUACCGUCACCUACUGCCACUUACGAGUAGAUUGUUGCCGUCAAGCUUACUUCCUUUCCUUCCCCCCUUUUCCACGUGAAACAGAAUGCGAAAUCAAAAAACGCCAGAGCAAACAACACAGCAAUGCAACACACGACUUAACUAUAAAUAAUCAUGGUGUUUUUGAGGUAGGCAAAAUGCUGUGAUAAAAAAAUAAAUAUUCGUGUUUCCGCAGGCGAAACCAAAACAAAGAAUGUUAAUUCAAAUACAAGCAAAUCUUAUACCAUAAAACAGGCAGACAAACCAUUAAAACAGCAGUUAAUCUAAUAAAAAAAAAUACAGUAACCCAGUAGUAGGCUAAGCCCCAGGUAACCAUGGUAACUGACCCCGGCGAAGGCGCGUUACCGGAACCUAUAAAAACAAAUCAUAACAAUUAUGUUUUCGGAAUCUAGGAUCCUCGUCGGCCCUUAAAUAAAAAGAAGGUAAAACCCUUGUAAACUCGACUAAAAAAACGAACACUAAAAUCUGUAAAUAAGUUGUUAGUUGAAAAGAAAAACCAGAAAAAGACGAGAAGAAUAGAUCAAAAACGUUAUUUUUUAUAAAUACAUAUACCGGCAACAAGCGAAGUGAAGCAGUGUUCCCGUUAGUAAAAGAAAACAGAUUCUACAACUUUAGCAAAAAUCUAGGCAUGAGCGAAAAUUUGCAGUAGGCGGGGAAAAACGCAGUUGCGUUUGAGUGCGAUUAGUGACACUUCGAACGACAAGACACUAACUCGAACUCAUGUUUAUUUAUUUUAUUCGGUUUUUUCGUACUCAGUAUCAACAAAUAGGGUAAUGUAAAAUAGUUAUAUAAAAAAAACUUUAAAGAUAAGGUGGUUGUUCGUCGGCCGAGCGAAGCUCGAACGGAAAGAUCAACGAAUAGGUCGGAGGAAACUAGGCACUGAAAUAGGCACGGGUUUCGGUUUCAUUCAUCCCGAAUCGAGUUUUUUUUUUCUUCUAUUGUUACCUCCUCAAACAGCGCUUAAUCUAAUCCUGAACCACAUUUUCCCCCAUAACUACUUUUUUUUCGGUUUGCUAGAAGCUGCCAAACGAUUCGUUACUUACACUGUAGGAAAACGGCUGCCGAAAACAACAAAUUUUGUCCUGUUUAUUUCCAUACCCACAGCUCAUCAAAUGCUGUUGUUAGGUUAGAUUAGGUAAACGAAACAAAAGGUAAACAAAUCGACAAGCACUACUUGACAGAACAAGUGGAAACCAGAACACGUUGUUACGUUUGUAGUGAGCGGAAAAUAAAUACAUCAAAGAAAAGAGAGAUAAAAAAAGAACAAUUACACACGAAAUAUCGUCUUCCUACAUGAACAAAAGAACAUUGUUUAAACGACUUUUUCACUCUCAUGCUACCAUACCAGAGCAGUGUAAUUUUUAUAGCGGAAAAAUGCUCUAAUACUCGGCUUUUUUUCGGGAUUGUUUUGAACUAUGUUCUACCAAAUCGCUUGAUUCUCUUUUCACUAUGGUUUUUGGCGAUCAUCACCCCGAAAACUACGCUUUCAAUAGUCAAUUAUUGUAAGGUAUUAUACUUUCCUAAACCAGUUUACUAAACAUUUUUUACGUACAAAGAGUACUGUAUAGUUAAUGCGUAAUUAAAAACAAAUUUAAUUGUAAUUAUAAACAAAAAAACGAGAAAGAGUAAAGCAUGAAUAUCUAAACAACUAAACAAAACAGUAAUCGCUAAAAUAAAAUUAAAAAAAAAACAAACAUGCGAAACGCAUGACGAAACAUCGUAGUGCCAAACACACAUCAUCACACACAGACGCGCGCGACGACGACGGUGAGUCGGUGCUUCGAGCUUCGAGCUUCGAGGGGCCCGUGUGUGAGUCGAAAAUGGUGAUAUUGUUAGAACAUAUUUACGCAAAAAAAAAGAAAAAGCUAGCUCUUAAGGUGCAACAACUAAACUAACUGUGCAUCCGCACCUGGGGACAUCAGGCGACGGUGGGCACUUGGUAGAAUCUUAUAUAGUAUAUAUAUAUAUACAUUAGGCUCUCUAGACUAGAACGAGAAGCCGACAGAUAAAUUCAUAGCCCGCACACCUUCCGAUAUAUGCUACCAAAAAAAAAAGAAAGAGACAGAGAAAGUGAAACCGAAACGAACAAAACAGCCCCCUUUUCUACAAUCCAAUACACCUACUGCAGAUCAAAAACGUAAAGAAAAAAACACUACUCUCUUAACACCUACUUACUAGAAAUGUUGAAACUUUAAACUUCUAUAUAACUUAAAACCAAGCACAUCGAUCAAAGCGUGCUGCUCGGAUCGCACACUCACUGGCUCAUUUACACAGACGAUAACUUGAUUGCUUCCGGCACCACACCAACACACUCACACGCGCCACCCACAGUAGGCUUUGAAAGGCUUUUCCUGGAUUUUUUUUUGUUUCGUUUCAAUUACACUUACCCAACUAAACACGUGCUCGUAAAACCGAGCCGUAUGAGGAAUUGCUUCCGUAUAUAAGGUUUACGUUUGUUUUUUUUUUUUUGUUUCGUUAACUCUAUUGUUACUUGCACCCAAACGCAGUCACAAAGACAAACAUAAAACAGUAUACAUAUUCACGCUCUAAAGCAUACUUACACGAAACAAAAAAAAACUUUCUAAAAUGCAACUGAAAACGUUUUAGACAAUAUCAAUUGAAGUCAGGCUUCGCACCUUUUUUCCUACUAAUACAAUAUGCAGAAAUGCAACAAAUGCAGUUUAGGCAAAUUCAGUCGUUGAGAAUAGAAGAAAUAAAAAACAAAAAAAAACAAAUGCAACUUGUUUACUCCACCUAGGUGAAAAAAAAUGUUAUAGGUAUUUACUAAUUAUAGAGCUCGUUUUAUACAAAAAUAAAAUAAUGAAAAAAUCUACUAAGGAUAACUUUUAAACACAAGUAAACUUUCGAUAAAUAUGGAACGGUGUUCGUUCGGAGACAGGCAAACUAAUACGACGACGACGACGAUUGUGUGCGUGAAAUGUGAUUGAUUGAUUGAUCGUCCAAAAUCAACCGACGACAGUAGGCGCUGGCUGAUUGGCAAAGAGCGAAGAAGAUGAAGAAAAAGAGAAAGAAGAAGGCAUAAAAACAACUCCCCGACGGAACGCGUCGUUGCCACUAGCAACUGUCUAGGGAAGAUCUUUUAAAAUAAACAACAUGCCGCCAACACAAAUGCACUUGCACACUCGCACAUUCAUUCCCACAUUCGCCUACACACGCAUGCACACAUCCACACAUACACACACAAAAAAACACACAAACACGAACAACCAAUGUCAUACUUUCGAAGCUGGUUCGCUCGCAAAACACGUCACACUUUCUGUCUCCACGCAAACACAGAGAGACACUCCCUCACCCCUUUUAAACGGACACGAAAACAUGGCCAGUUAACCUAAAUAAAUUGUAGCACAAGUAAGUAAUCAAUUUAAUAAAUUUAACUAUUAAAGCUAAAGUAAAAGAAUCACUAAUGAAACGAAAAAAAAAAUAUUUAAAAUAAACACUAAAGAAAC
Molecule: messenger RNA, 14777 nt
Organism: Malaya genurostris
Lineage: Eukaryota; Metazoa; Arthropoda; Insecta; Diptera; Culicidae
Gene: nAChRalpha7
Product: neuronal acetylcholine receptor subunit alpha-7
Exons: 13
Coding region: 1682-3463 (593 amino acids)
Biological process (GO): nervous system process; regulation of membrane potential; monoatomic ion transmembrane transport
Cellular component (GO): postsynaptic membrane; synapse; neuron projection
Molecular function (GO): acetylcholine-gated monoatomic cation-selective channel activity; transmembrane signaling receptor activity
Source: RefSeq, a predicted model, not a curated record